CUUUAUAAAAGUAUUUAAAAAAUUUUUUUUUAAUUUUUUUAUACUUUUCCCCACCAUUUACUUUUUUUUUCAAAAUUUUUAUUUUUCUUUAUGAGUAAAAUAAAGCUUAUUUUAUUGCAAAUUCAACGGAUAGAUAAAGUUCUGUUCCGACAUUUUCCCAAAAUAAUUAAUAACGUCUCUACAGGCUGGUAUGCGCACUCGUCCGUGCGCUACGGAAGUAUCUCUCUCCGAUUUUGACAAGCCUUUAAUGCGUUGUAGUACAGAUUAAGGGUCCAUUCUCGUUUGUUGGGUCAAAAAAAUCGAAAUUUUUUUUUUUGCAUUUUUCGAUAGCUAUAAGUGUCUAGAAUAUCAUACUAAAAGGGCAAAUCGAAAUACGUAAUGGUUUAAAAGUUAUGAGCCUCCGAGCUGUGCCUGUAAUACGAGAGAAAGAGAACGUUCGAGUCAGAAGAGGAUAGGUCGAGAAGAAGAGAGACCGCUCGAGAGAGAAAAAGACAGAAGAAGUCCCCACUCGGCGCCUCGGCUGCUCGACGCAGGCCGAUAAGUGGGGAGAAAGUGCUAACGGGUGCUAGCGAGUGCUGUUCUUUCUGGCAGCGGUGUGCUGCAAAUCGGCGCAUCAGCGGCAACUCUGGACUCCGAGCCAACCGACUCAAAGCAGGUAGAGAGCGUCGAACGGGUCGAGCGGCGCAGGUACAUAGCCGACUGAUCUUUCUAUCGGUAUAUGAUUUUCCUCGAAGUUUUCUAUUUUUGAUGUUAGAUGGAGUCUAUUUACAUUGAAUUAUAGACAGUUUCACUGAUGAAAUCAGUUUCAUAACCUACGAAAAACACGUGUUCGUUUCUGUGUCUCCCGCGCUUUUCGCCUUGCACUGCAUCAAAUUGAAGUGUUUUUUACAAUGUAUCAAGAUAAAAAGUGCGGUAAAAAUAGCUCAACACGUCCCGGUAAAAAACGAGCGAAGAGAAAAUUUAGUGCAAAUCAAUACACGAAUGAGAAUGACACAGAAUUCACUAGCACGUCGGCGAAGAAAUUAGCCGGUUCCAAUGAUUUCGAAACGACCGUUUUUCCGAGUAACGUAUAUGCGAUAUUGAAUUUCACGCUAGUUUUUUCCACUCUUUCCAACAUUUUGAAAUGUAAAAAAUGUAAUGGAGACGUGAAAUUUGGAAAAAAAGAUGAACGAGGCUUAGGAUUUAAACUUUCUGUUUUAUGCAAGUGUGACGAGCAGUUUAUUUAUUCAUGUGAAAAAGUUAACAAUAAAUCUUAUGAAAUAAAUCGGCGAUUUGUAUUUGUUAUGCGACUUUUGGGCAUUGGAUUGAGUGGUAUUAAUACAUUUCUCGGAUUGAUGGAUUUUGGACAAAAAAUGAGCAUAAGGAUGUACUACGCUGCCGUUGAAAAUAUAUUCACUGCUGUAAGCUCUGUGUUCAACGAAGUCAUCAGAAAAGCAGGUUGUGAGGAAAAAGAAAAAAAUGCUGCCAAUGGAAAUAAUGAGAAUGAAUUAACAGUGUCAGGAGAUGGAACAUGGAGCAAGCGAGGAUUUUCUUCUAUGUUUGGUGUAGUUACAUUGAUUGGGCAUUAUUCAAGUAAAGUACUAGAUGUUUUGGUAAAAUCUACUUUUUGUAAAAUGUGCAUCACACAAAAAAAAAGCAUGACAGAAACCGAGUUUGACACAUGGUUCAGCGAGCACGAGAAAAUGUGUCAAGCCAACCACAAGGGAAGUGCCGGAGAUAUGGAGGUGCAUGGAAUGCUGGACAUGUUUGAAAGAGCUCAACGUCUACACGCCGCGGAAUAUAAAAAUUACAUUGGAGACGGAGACACGAAAACGUUUAAAGCUUUAUUACAAGAACAUCAGGGAAUCCAAAAAAAGGAGUGCAUCAAUCAUGUGCAGAAAAGAAUGGGCUCAAGAUUACGGAACGUGAAAAAAAAGAACAAAAAAAUCGGUGGACAUGGUCCUGGAAAGCUCACAGACAAGUUAAUUAACGAAUUAACUAUUUAUUAUGGCUUUGCAAUUAGAAGGAAUCCGCAUGAUGUCGAGAAAAUGAGGAACGACGUGUGGGCAACAUUUUAUCACAAAAUGUCGACGAACGAAACGCCUCAGCACGAGCGUUGCCCAAGCGGACCAAAUUCAUGGUGUAAGUGGCGGCAAGCGGAAGCGGCUGGAACUUUGCAGUCCUACAAUCAUCCUCCUCCUCUCGAUUCGAAAGUGCAGGAAUUAAUUCAACCGAUUUACGAAGAUUUGUCAUCGCAAGAUUUGUUGAACCGUUGUUGCGGGGGAUUCACUCAGAACAACAACGAGUGCUUCAACAAAACUAUUUGGCAGUUCGCCCCAAAACACGUUUUUUGCGCCUCCAACAUCAUAACGAUUGCAGCAUAUCUUGCCACCUGCAUUUUUAAUGAAGGUUUUCAACCUAUUUUAAAAAUUAUGAGCAUCAUGGGAAUCACCAUCGGCCCAAAUGCCCACAAUUUUGCUUGCACUCGCGACCAACAGCGUAUUACAGACGCGGAGCGGCGAUCGACAUAUCAGUCAGUGGAAGAAAGAACUGCCCGAAAAAACGAAAGAUUGCAAGAUCAAAUCAAUUUUGAGGAAGCCGAGGGUCUGCUAUAUGGUCCUGGAAUAGCUGAUUAGCUACGAUUUUUACGGCCUGUGGAAGAGUCGCCAGCGCGGUUCGUGUUUUGUGCACUGGCUCACGUUGUGUCGCGUUCUGCUCCAGGAUAUGCAUUAUAUAAUCUGUAGAUUUUUUAUAAACUUCUUCAAAGUACCAUAAUUAUACCUGAAAAAGUUUCGAGAA
This is a messenger RNA of Solenopsis invicta (red fire ant), 2778 nucleotides long. RefSeq lists its product as uncharacterized. Bases 891 to 2615 code for a protein of 574 amino acids. Lineage: Eukaryota; Metazoa; Arthropoda; Insecta; Hymenoptera; Formicidae. The transcript is spliced from 2 exons. The record is from RefSeq and is a predicted model, not a curated record.